UUGCCUUUCGACCCCUUCGAAUCUGCCAGUGCCGUGGACUUCACCCCAUCCUUCCUGGAGUCGCGCGUCCGUCCAAAUAAGGAGAAUGUACUGUUUGCUGUGAUAGAUAAGAGACAACCUGCGCAUGAUGGUAGCCAGCCAUUGUCCCGAACCUUAGCAGGGAUAAUCAGCCUGUUGAAUACAUCACCUACAGACCUCAUGACGGAGAUGGGGUUCACCCUGACAUUUCCAGCUUUGCAAGGAACCCAUGUGACCAAAAGCGCGACAGCGCUCUUGCUUUGCUGUUGCCUCGAUCCUAGCCCCGUCGGGCUCGGUCUUAGGCGAGUGCAGUGGCAGGCGAAUAUCGCCAAUCAGGCGUCUAUACAUGUGGCCGAAAGGAUGCGAUCCACCAAAGAGGCCGUCAGACGAUGGGACAGGGUCGUGCCAGCCGAUGGGAAGGUCGGAAACGGGCGGAGAAUAGGGUUCGGGGAUCCCAAGGGAGCUAGCAUUGGGAGAGACAUAGGCAUAUUGUCUAUUUAUUGGGAUGAUUGGGAAGAGAGGCGAGAAUUUAUCCAAGGAGUAAGAGACGUGCACUUUCAAAGAGAGGUGAAGACAAAGAAACUUACCGAUAUAGCGUCAGUGACCAACGUGCACGAUGAGUUACACGGCGCUGAAAGGAGCAAGAAGUAG
This is a messenger RNA of Gloeophyllum trabeum ATCC 11539, 669 nucleotides long. RefSeq lists its product as uncharacterized. NCBI's taxonomy places the organism in Eukaryota, Fungi, Basidiomycota, Agaricomycetes, Gloeophyllales, Gloeophyllaceae. The annotation marks the transcript as partial. The transcript has a single exon. Gene Ontology annotation, molecular function: protein-N-terminal-alanine acetyltransferase activity; protein N-terminal-serine acetyltransferase activity. The record is from RefSeq and is a predicted model, not a curated record.